UUCCAAUUGUGCCACGUCUCAACCCUAAAAAAGCCUUGUUGGCGUCAUAUUAGUUUCUUCCAAUUGGUCUCCUAGCAUAAACCAUCUUCUCUCCGCCGCUCUGUUUCUUCUUCAGAGCCUAAAACACCAUAUCUUAGGGUCUCUCCUGCGUCAGCUGCAAUGGGAAAGGGAACAGGGAGUUUUGGUAAAAGAAGGAACAAAACCCACACUCUCUGCGUGAGAUGUGGCCGCCGUAGCUUCCAUCUCCAGAAGAGCCGUUGCGCUGCCUGUGGUUUCCCUGCUGCCCGUAAGAGGAAAUAUAACUGGAGUGUGAAGGCAAUCCGUAGAAAGACCACUGGAACCGGUAGGAUGAGGUACCUCCGCCAUGUCCCUCGUAGGUUCAAGAGUGGUUUCAGAGAAGGUACUCAAGCAGCACCGAGGAAGGUCGCAGCAGCUUCUGCAUAAGGUGUUAUGAGGUUGUUUUGGUUGAUUCUUUCUUUGUUAGGAAAAGUUUUACGGGAACAUUACUUGAGGAGUGUCAUUAGUACAUUGGAUGCUUUUGUUGUUUUUAGUUUCUUUUUUUAUGUAGUUGCUUUAAAUUUUGAACAAGGAUGGAUUAGGCCAUUGUUGUUUGACCCUUGAUUACCUGAAGAAUUUUUUUGAUGAUGUUUAGUCAUGUUCUUGUUUUGGUUAUGAUGCCCUUAGUCUUGUCCAAGAUAAUUGAAAAUUUUUAGACAUGGUGUUUUCGUAUCAUCAUCAUCAUCAUCGGAAUUGUUGCUUGAAUAUGGGUUCAUUGGGUCAUCCUAAUCUUAGAUGAGAUGGUUGAAGAGUUUGAUACAAUCUGUUUUCAGUUGAUACUAAAGUGUAGAUACUCUUGGUUCUGUCUACCAUACAACAUAGAGAGCGGAGGCCAUUAAGAUCUGAGUUAUCAGUAGUAUUUAUCAAUAGUUAUUCUGUGUUUUUCUUUGAGGCCUCUUACAUUCUGUGCUUGUUGCUGAUAAAAUUACUUCUUGGGUCAAUAACCAGUCGGCAAGUAUCACGUUGUUGAUCCGUCAUUCCUGUGUUUUUUCUUUUUUUUUUUUUUUUUUUUUUGUUCAUAGGAAGACAACCUUUACAAUGUGGGGAAAAGGGAUGACGAGAUUAGAACUUACGACCACAUGCCUUCAUUAAAGUCACUUAGCCAUUAGGUCAAUAACAAAUUGAAAAAAUUAGGAUCCUUUUUUUUUUUCUUUCUUUGAGGACUGUUUUAUUCAAGUCCAGUGAUUUUUGCCAAUCCCACAUAUAUCUUCUAUAAUUUAAGGCAACAGAGAGGAUAUUGUGUCUCCAUUAGGCACUCCCUUUAGCA
Molecule: messenger RNA, 1324 nt
Organism: Durio zibethinus
Lineage: Eukaryota; Viridiplantae; Streptophyta; Magnoliopsida; Malvales; Malvaceae
Product: large ribosomal subunit protein eL37x-like
Biological process (GO): translation
Cellular component (GO): cytosolic large ribosomal subunit; ribosome
Molecular function (GO): RNA binding; structural constituent of ribosome
Source: RefSeq, a predicted model, not a curated record